CGUCGCGAACUGUUCGAUAACCGCAGAUCAAAACACCAACCAAGAAUCACCAUGAAGUUCCUGAUUGUCUUCGUUGCCCUCUUCGCCCUGGCUCUGGCCGCUCCUGCUGACAAAGCUGAAAUCCUGCGAUUGGACUCCGAUGUUGGACCCGAGAGCUUCAAAUACGACUGGGCGACUAGCGAUGGUCAGUCGGCUAAUGCUGCUGGUAAGCUGAAGGACGUUGGAACCGAGAACGAGGCCAUCUCCGUCCAGGGAUCCUACCGCUUCAUUGGUGAUGAUGGUGUCACCUACGAAGUCACCUACAUCGCCGAUGAGAACGGAUUCCAGCCCCAGGGUGCCCAUCUGCCCGUUGCCCCCGAGGCGUAAACCAUCCAAAGUUCUUUGUUGAUAUUGUUUAAC
This is a messenger RNA of Drosophila subpulchrella, 399 nucleotides long. Its product is annotated as larval cuticle protein 65Ag1-like. Gene Ontology annotation, molecular function: structural constituent of chitin-based larval cuticle. Lineage: Eukaryota; Metazoa; Arthropoda; Insecta; Diptera; Drosophilidae. Bases 52 to 366 code for a protein of 104 amino acids. The record is from RefSeq and is a predicted model, not a curated record. The transcript is spliced from 2 exons. Gene Ontology annotation, cellular component: chitin-based extracellular matrix.